Molecule: messenger RNA, 750 nt
Organism: Impatiens glandulifera
Lineage: Eukaryota; Viridiplantae; Streptophyta; Magnoliopsida; Ericales; Balsaminaceae
Product: protein ASYMMETRIC LEAVES 2-like
Exons: 2
Coding region: 1-750 (249 amino acids)
Source: RefSeq, a predicted model, not a curated record
AUGUCUUCGUCUCCAUGUGCAGCAUGCAAGUUCCUCCGUCGUAAAUGUACGCACGAAUGCGUAUUUGCUCCCUAUUUCCCACCGGACAAUCCUCAAAAGUUCGCCAAUGUCCACAGAGUGUUCGGAGCGAGCAAUGUUUCGAAGCUCUUAAGCGAAUUACACGCCUCACAACGUGAAGAAGCUGUGAAUUCCCUCUCAUAUGAAGCCGAAUUCCGCCUUCGCGAUCCGGUAUACGGUUGCGUAGGCAUAAUAUCUGUUCUUCAACACCGGUUAAGUAAAAUCCAAUAUGAUCUAGCUAUGGCAAGAGGAGAAUUAGCUGGAUAUAUUGGUUCUUCUGCUCUUAUACCAAAUCUAUCAUCUCAUCCUCCAAACGAUCUACAACAACAACACUCGAACAACCUCUCACACGCUUCUUCGGUCUUUCCCGGCGGACCUGGACCUGGACCUCACAUGUCGCAGCAUCAUCAUCAUCAUCAGUUGAUAGGAGGGAUGCAGCAGCAGCCUGAUGGACAACAAUUGAUGGUUCAAAUGCAUGAUCAACCUCUUCUGGAUUUGGGUAAUUCUCAUCAACAACAUCAUCAUCAUGAUGGUGUUUAUCAAUUUCAACAACAACAACAACCGGAAUUGUUGCUUCAGCAUCAAUCAGCACCGGAGGACCAUCAUCAUCAUCAACAACAGCGUCAGCCUCCAAAACUUGAACUUAAACCUAGUACCGAAGAAGGUCUAAGCGCUGAUCAUCCUUUUUGUUGA